AAGCGAAGCUUUCUCUUCCGGAACGAUCUUCUCGGCGACCGCGCGUGGUUGCGUUGCCCGGGCUUGAGCCGGUGUUGGCAGAAACGUAAUUUGAACUGUCUACCCGGAGCGAGUGAGCCCAGGGAGAGCCAUGGAGGGCCAGAGUGUGGAGGAACUGCUGGCAAAGGCAGAGCGGGACGAGGCAGAGAAGCUGCAGCGCAUUACGGUGCACAAGGAGCUGGAGCUGGAGUUCGACCUGGGUAACCUGCUGGCCUCAGACCGGAACCCCCCGACUGGGCUGCGGCGCGCGGGACCCACGCCGGAGGCUGAGCUGCAGGCCCUGGCGCGGGACAACACGCAGCUGCUCAUCAACCAGCUGUGGCAGCUGCCCACGGAGCGCGUGGAGGAGGCGCUGGUGGCUCGGCUGCCGGAACCCACCACUCGUCUGCCGCGCGAGAAGCCCGUGCCUCGGCCGCGGCCGCUUACACGCUGGCAGCAGUUCGCGCGUCUCAAGGGCAUCCGUCCCAAGAAGAAGACUAAUCUGGUGUGGGACGAGGUGAGUGGCCAGUGGCGACGCCGGUGGGGCUACCAGCGCGCCCGCGAUGACACCAAGGAAUGGUUGAUCGAGGUACCCGGUGGUGCCGACCCCUUAGAGGACCAGUUCGCCAAGCGGAUCCAGGCUAAGAAGGAACGGGUGGCCAAGAAUGAGUUGAACCGGCUGCGUAACCUGGCUCGCGCGCACAAGAUGCAGCUGCCCAGCGCGGCUGGCAUGCACCCUACGGGACACCAGAGUAAGGAAGAAUUGGGCCGCGCCAUGCAGGUGGCCAAGGUCUCCACCGCCUCUGUGGGGCGUUUCCAGGAGCGCUUGCCCAAGGAGAAGGCCCCCCGGGGCUCCGGCAAGAAGAGGAAGUUUCAGCCCCUUUUCGGGGACUUUGCAGCAGAGAAAAAGAGCCAGUUGGAGCUGCUGCGGGUGAUGAACAGCAAAAAGCCUCAGCUGGACGUGACUAGAGCCACCAAUAAACAGAUGAGGGAGGAGGACCAGGAGGAGGCUGCCAAGAGGAGGAAAAUGAGCCAGAAGGGCAAGAGAAAGGGGGGCCGACAGGGUCCUGGGGGCAAAAGGAAAGGUACCCCGCCCAGCCAGGGAGGGAAGAGGAAAGGGGCCUUCGGAGGCAAGAUGAAUUCUGGACCGCCUCGCUUGGGCGGGAAGAGGAAAGGAGGACAACACCAAGGAGGAAAGAGAAGGAAAUAAUUUUCACCCUCGAACCCUUCUGUAAAUCAAGAACUAUACUAAAUGUUAAGUUUUAGUUAACGAGGGGGGUGGGGAAGGAUGUUGCAGCAGGUGGCCGCUGCCUUCACUGAGCUUGAGCUUGAAGGAUAGACUGCUCUCCCCCCAAUACAGUAUGAAAUGUUGGACUCUUCAAAUUAAUGUUUUUCCCACAACCCAGAAUUUGGCUGGAGAUUAAAGUAUGUAUCUGAGGACAUAAGAAUCCGGGAAAGAAUUUGGUGGAAACUGGGAAUGAGUUCUGUUUCUCAACAGACAUCUUUUUUUCUUUUAACUUUGGAUAUAUUGUGAGGGAGAAAUCAGCUUUUUUAUAACAAGGAGUGUAUCAAAUGGGAACAGAAAGAUUACAUUUUCAAAACUGGACUUAUAAGUAACUCUUACGAAGGUUAUUUAAUAAAAGUGUGUAUCUUAGGUUACUUUUGAGAUUUUGGUUAUUGGUAGAAAUUCUAAGUAAAGCCAGGGGAUACCUGGUUCAGAUUAUUUUAAUUUACUUUCUAAAAAACAUAAAGCGGGCAACUUUGAUGAUUUCAGUGAUAACAAAAGAAAUAUGAGUUUUUCUAAUAAGUAUCAGAUAUAAUAUUGAAAGUGCAGUACAACUGGUGUCUCUGAAAAAAGUUUCUUUGCUUUUUAAUACUGUGAAAACGCUGAUUUGCUGUAAAUUGUAAAUUGGGCUUCACUAAAUAAUGGUAAUAAUCCUCAUUAAUCCAGGAAAUAUUUAAAACUUUCUCAACAUUUAUGUCCCCAGUUUUUUUUAAACUUCAGGUAGGGUCUGUUUUGAGGAGAGAUAAACCCACCAAACCUUUACCGGAACACUUAUCUUUGACUCUUUUGUCAAACUGACCUUAACUGGUUUGAUUAGGAGGUCAAAUGUUCAUAGCUUUUAUGGGUCUCUUUCCCUAAUUGAUCUCAGUAACUUGUCUUUAUAAAAAUGAAUUCUCUCCUGAAGAGGAUUCAUAGUAGACUAGAAUGCAGAGGAGCCUUUUUGCUGCUGUUACAGCCCCAUGAGCCACUCUACUCUGGUUUUUUAUCUGCCAGCUGAUAGGAAAUUAAAGUUGGGAGUUCAUUUUGUCUUUUUUCAGUGUUGCCUCAUUUUUAUAAGUUAUCUUUAGAAAUCACUGUGGAAGAAAAGAUUAAUUCAAAUUUCAUGAUGUAUUACUAAAAACACAGAUGUUCAAUUGUUACUGUCUUAGGAUACUUUAUGAUUAAGUUAAAGUCGAACUUUGCCGUCAUUGAUCAACUCUCCCACUGGGAAGUGGAGCACUUGGCCCAUAGUGUAAUCCUGUAAAGUUUUUAACUACUCAUGAAACCAUUUAAUGGUAACUUAACUUCAUCAAAAGCUGUUAUAGAGCACUUAACACCUUUUUAGUUCUCAAAUGUUCAGGGUGUUUUGUUACUGUUUUGUUUUGGGAUUUUUCGGUUUUUUUGUUUUUAGACUUGAUUUAGCAGUUGGACACAGCACUGGCACUGUAAAAAAAAAAAAAAAGAAAGAAAAACCUCGGGCUUUUUGCAAGGUCCUUAUUUACUAUUAAAACGGUUUAAAUGCA
Ailuropoda melanoleuca (giant panda) is the source of this 2805-nucleotide messenger RNA. RefSeq names its product regulator of ribosome synthesis 1 (gene RRS1). The record is from RefSeq and is a predicted model, not a curated record. Gene Ontology annotation, cellular component: nucleolus; preribosome, large subunit precursor; nucleus. Bases 131 to 1228 code for a protein of 365 amino acids. Gene Ontology annotation, biological process: ribosome biogenesis; ribosomal large subunit biogenesis; endonucleolytic cleavage in ITS1 to separate SSU-rRNA from 5.8S rRNA and LSU-rRNA from tricistronic rRNA transcript (SSU-rRNA, 5.8S rRNA, LSU-rRNA). Gene Ontology annotation, molecular function: protein binding. The transcript has a single exon. NCBI's taxonomy places the organism in Eukaryota, Metazoa, Chordata, Mammalia, Carnivora, Ursidae.